Molecule: messenger RNA, 333 nt
Organism: Parastagonospora nodorum SN15
Lineage: Eukaryota; Fungi; Ascomycota; Dothideomycetes; Pleosporales; Phaeosphaeriaceae
Exons: 1
Coding region: 1-333 (110 amino acids)
Source: RefSeq, a predicted model, not a curated record
AUGGUCAUUGACAUGUACCUUCCCAUGUACUUCCCACUCUUGCAGAUCUGUGCCGACAUAGCACGGCCUGUAGCUAUCAUCACGGACAGAGUCAAAGAAGACACAAAGAAGUCAAAGUACUCGUGGCGAGAUCGAGAUUCGCCUCGGGUUGCGCGGAUGCUAGAGAAUUACGAGUGUUUCCAAGAGCUGGGCGGUCCAUACCGGCUGCGAGACCAAGAGGGGGCAAACCUAGAUGAUUCGAACUGGCUGUACCGAUUGCAAAUGUGGCUGAGAAACAACGCUGCAGUUGAGAAGGAGCAGGACACGGAGACGGAGGACGUCGGCGACAGUUAG